AUGAAUUUUAUCUUUUUGUUUUUUAUUUUAUUUGAGUGAAUAUAUGCUUGAUGUUAUGCUAUGUAUUUUAAUUUACUUCUACUGAUAUUAAUACGACUUAUUUUAUAAUAAAGGUAUAUACUAUUUAUGCGAUUUUAAAGUAAUUUGGAUAAUAUUUUAAUAUAUACAAUGACAAACAGAAUGGGUGGUGAGGAAAGACUUGUUACAGAAGUUCCAAGUAGUUUGAAGCAAUUAGCACGCUUAGUAGUACGUGGAUUUUAUACAAUAGAAGAUGCAUUAAUUGUUGAUAUGUUAGUUAGAAAUCCAUGUAUGAAAGAGGAUGAUAUUUGUGAGCUUUUAAAAUUUGAGAGAAAAAUGUUAAGAGCUAGAAUAUCUACUUUACGUAAUGAUAAAUUUAUACAAGUUAGAUUAAAAAUGGAAACUGGGUCAGAUGGUAAAGCACAAAAAGUUAACUAUUACUUUAUUAAUUAUAAGACUUUUGUAAAUGUAGUCAAAUAUAAGUUAGACUUAAUGAAGAAAAGAAUGGAAACUGAAGAAAGAGAUGCUACUAGUAGAGCUAGUUUUAAAUGUACAAAUUGUUUGAAAACAUUUACUGAUCUUGAAGCAGAUCAGUUAUUUGAUAUGACUACUGGUGAAUUUAGAUGUACAUAUUGUCGUGAGAUAGUGGAAGAAGAUCAAUCUGCCCUUCCAAAAAAAGACUCAAGGCUGUUAUUAGCCAAGUUUAAUGAACAAUUAGAACCUCUUUAUAUUUUAUUAAGGGAGGUAGAAGGUAUAAAGUUAGCUCCUGAAAUACUAGAACCAGAACCAGUUGAUAUAAAUACCAUUAGAGGUAUUGAUACAAGAAAACCAAGUAGCUUAAGAGCACCUGGUGAGCAAUGGUCUGGUGAAGCUACUAGAUCAUCAGGUUUCCUAGUAGAAGAUACCAGAGUAGAUGUUACAAUUGGUGAUGAUACUAUUGAUGAUAGUGCAGCAAAUAGAAGAAAAGAAAGACCAAUUUGGAUGAUGGAAAGUACUGUUAUUAAUUCUGAUUCACAGCCUGAUGGAAUAAGUACACAAGAGAACAUUUUGGAUAAAGCUGCAGCCACUGCCACUAAUACGACUACAACGAAUAACAAGCAGGGUGAAGAUAUUAUGUCUGUAUUAUUGGCUCAUGAAAAGAAAGGAGGAACAAAUGCAACAGCUGCUAUAAAAUCUGUAUUACCUCAAGAAUCUAGUGAUAGUAGCGAUAAUGAAGAAGUCGCUGAAAUGCAGACUAUCGAUACAGGAGAAGUGGAAACUAUGGAUUCGGAAGAUGAUGAUCUUGUUCCAACAGUGACGGUUGCAGGAAAAACAGUUGCUAUUGCGGAUGUAAAUGAUGCAUUAAUUGCAGAAAUGACCCCUGUAGAAAAAGAAGCAUACAUUCAAGCAUAUCAAGAAUAUUAUUCUCAUAUGUAUGACUAGACAGAAUAUGGUCAGCAUUGUUAAGUAAUCAACGAUGCUUCGCAAGACUGAGUGAUUACUGAGAUUCUUGUAAUAUUUUGUAUAGUCAUAAAAUAAACAAUUCUAUGGGUUUGGCAAAAAUUUAUUUUGAUUCAAUUUAAAUAGACAUGUAUGUAUAUAUAAUGAUUUAUAAUGAAAUAUAAAGUAAACAAACCCAUAAAUUCACAUUUUGUAGCUUUUAUAUUUUUUUCUAACGUACAGAUAUAACUCAACAAUGCCAGUUUGUAAUAAACUAACAUGUACAGACACGUUACAAUCAUGAUAAAUAAAAAUUAAUAGCAUA
Osmia lignaria (orchard mason bee) is the source of this 1762-nucleotide messenger RNA. It is a transcript of the gene TfIIEalpha, whose product is annotated as transcription factor IIEalpha. Gene Ontology annotation, biological process: transcription initiation at RNA polymerase II promoter. Gene Ontology annotation, cellular component: transcription factor TFIIE complex. The record is from RefSeq and is a predicted model, not a curated record. NCBI's taxonomy places the organism in Eukaryota, Metazoa, Arthropoda, Insecta, Hymenoptera, Megachilidae.